Molecule: messenger RNA, 1134 nt
Organism: Cryphonectria parasitica EP155
Lineage: Eukaryota; Fungi; Ascomycota; Sordariomycetes; Diaporthales; Cryphonectriaceae
Exons: 2
Biological process (GO): transmembrane transport
Cellular component (GO): fungal-type vacuole membrane
Molecular function (GO): transmembrane transporter activity
Source: RefSeq, a predicted model, not a curated record
CCAGAUGGGGGCCUGCAGGCGUGGCUUCAGGUGCUGGGUGGCUUCGUCAUCUACUUUAACACCUGGGGCCUUAUGAUCAGCUUUGGCGUCUUCCAGACCUACUACCAGGACCACCUCCUGGCCGCCUCGUCCCCCUCGGCCAUCGCCUGGAUCGGAACCAUGCAGGCCUUCUUCCUCAUCGAGGUCGGCGUCGUCACCGGCCCGCUCUACGACCAGGGCUACUGCCGCCACAUCCUGCUCGUCGGCACCGUCCUCCUCGUCCUCGGCGUCGCCCUCACCAGCGUCGCCACCCGGUACUGGAGCGUCUUCCUCUCCCUCGGCGUCUGUACCGGCAUCGGCAUGGGCUGCCUCUUCUUCCCGGGCGUCACCUCCAUCAGCACCUACUUCACCCGCCGCCGGGGUCUCGCAGGAGGGCUCGCUGCGGCUGGGAGCGGCGUCGGCGCCAUCGUCUACCCCAUCGUCCUCCGCCAGCUCGUCGCAGCCGCCUCGUUCCCCUGGGCUGUUCGCGCCGUCGCCCUCAUCGUCCUCGUCACCAGCCUCGUGCCUCUCCUCGCGGUCCGACCACUCUGGCUGCCCUCCGCCCGCCGCCGCCUCCUCGACCGCGCUGCCUUCCGCGGCGACGGCAGUUCUAUCUUUGCCUUCUGGUCUCUUGCCAACGUCGUCGGCUGGGUGGGCCUGCAGGCGCCCAUCUUCUACGCCAAUGCCUUCGCCCAGAACGUCGUUAGCCUCUCCCAGGCCGAUGCCUUCUAUGUCUCAGCCGUCCUGGGCGCCGGCUCCCUCCCCGGUCGCCUCCUCACCGCCCUCGCCAGCGACCGCCUCGGCCCGCUGUGGGUCUACCCAGCCUGCAUGGCCCUUGCGGGUGUCAUCUCGCUGGCAUGGAUCGGCGUGCGCAACUACGCCGGGCUCAUGGUCGUCGUGGUCCUGUACGGCUUCGCGUACGGCGGCAUCUCGUCGCUGCCGCCCGCGGCCAUCGCCGCCCUCAGUCCGGACGUCGCAACGCUAGGCACGCGCAUCGGAACGUCCUUCUCUGUGGCCGGCUUCGCCAUGCUAGUCGGGCCGCCCAUCGCGGGGGCCAUCGAGCAGAGGGGGAGGGGCGCGGCGGCGGGGUACGAAGGCAUGUUUGGCUUCGCGGGG